This is a messenger RNA of Eremothecium sinecaudum, 1755 nucleotides long. RefSeq names its product HGR037Cp. Bases 1 to 1755 code for a protein of 584 amino acids. The transcript has a single exon. Gene Ontology annotation, cellular component: membrane. Gene Ontology annotation, biological process: amino acid transmembrane transport. Lineage: Eukaryota; Fungi; Ascomycota; Saccharomycetes; Saccharomycetales; Saccharomycetaceae. The record is from RefSeq and is a predicted model, not a curated record. Gene Ontology annotation, molecular function: amino acid transmembrane transporter activity.
AUGGCAAAAGUGGAAGACGGCUUGAAGCUUGAGAAAACUCUUGCUUCUCAAACCGAAUAUGUGUCAAGUAGUAGCGGUGAAAAUGAGAGAACCAGUUUAUUACACCGGUUUGUGGAUUCCUUUAAGAGAGUGGAACUAGGUGAGGUACAAGAAGGUGAAGAUGGCGAAGAUGGUGAAACCAAGACGGAUAUAAGAGUGAAGCUGAAGCAGGACAUGCGUAAGAGACAUGUGUGGAUGAUGUCACUAGGUACGGGUAUAGGUACGGGUUUGUUGGUUGCUAAUGCAAACUCUCUGCGGUUCGGUGGUCCAGCUGCCCUGUUAAUUGGUUAUAUCUUGGUUUCUAUGGUAUCCUAUGUCAUGAUGAAUGCUGCUGGUGAAAUGGCUGUGACAUAUCCUACUUUGCCAGGUGGAUAUAAUUCUUACUCUUCAAUUUUCAUAUCGAAACCAAUUGGUUUCGCUACUACGUGGGUUUACUGUCUACAGUGGGUUACGGUGCUACCGCUGGAAUUAAUUACUGCUACCAUUGUUAUCAAGUAUUGGUUGUCAUCUUAUGUGCCGCUUUUCAUUACGAUUUUUUACUUAAUGAUCCUGUUCGUCCAUUUCUUCGGUGUGUGGAUGUACGGAGAAACUGAAUUUUUCUGCAACGCGGCUAAGGUUAUAAUGAUAACUAUGUUCCUGAUUUUAGGUGUGAUCGUCAAUUGUGGAGGUAUCGGUAACAGUGGGUAUAUUGGCGCCAAAUACUGGAAUGACCCUGGUGCGUUUGUGGAGGGUUCUGCACUUCAAAAGAUAAAGGGCAUCGCAUUUGUGUUGGUUACUGGUUAUUUCUCCUAUGGAGGUAUGGAACUCUAUGCGCUAUCCGUAAAUGAGUUGCCAAACCCUAGGAGGGCAAUUCCAAGCGCAUGUAAGAAGGGUAUUUACCGUAUUCUGAUUGUUUAUAUUACAUCCAUGGCUUUGGUAACGUUCUUGGUCCCUCAUGAUUCUGAUCAAUUAGUUGGAGCUGGUUUUGAGCGUCUUGCUUCUCCUUACGUGAUCGCAAUGUCACUACAUGGUGUCAAGGUUGUUCCACAUAUAAUCAACGCUGUGAUUCUCAUUUCUGUGAUUUCUGUUGCAAAUUCUGCUAUGUUUUCCGGUCCAAGGUUAUUAUGUGCAUUGGCAGAGCAAGGUUAUGCUCCAAAGUUUUUAGAUUAUGUUGACAGAACCGGUAGGCCCUUGACUGCACUACUUGCUUGUUCUAUCGCAGGCCUUCUCGCAUACACCGCAGUUGCAAAGAAUGAGGUCGAAAUUUUCGAAUGGUUGGCCGCUAUUGCUGGACUUUCAGAAGUGUUCACAUGGGGUGCGAUCUGUUUAUCACACUACAGGUUCAGAAAGGCUAUGAAGCACCAUGGAAAAUCCCUAGAUACUGUUGGUUACAAGUCCAAAACUGGUGCCCUUGGAUCCUUUGUAGCCGUUUUCUUCUGUGGUCUCGUUCUUGUUGCUCAGUUAUGGGUUGCUAUCUCGCCUAUGAACUCUGCUGUUAAACCAAGCGCAAAUGCCUUCUUCAAAUUAUGCAUGGCUUUACCCAUCUGGAUCUUCUCGUGCAUCGGUUAUUGUAUAUAUAGUAAGAACUGGAAGCUACUAAAUCCAAUAGAAUCUAUUGAUGUGGAUUAUGGUAGGAGGAUCUACGAUGCUGAGGUCUUGAAACAAGAAGAAUUUGAAUACGCAGAAAUGAUAAAGAAUCGGGGAUGGAGAGCCAGGAUAGUUGCUUUUUGGUGUUAA